CCGCCGAAGAAGAAGGAGCAGAAAGAGAAAAAAGUUCCCCAUUUAAACUAAAGUAGAAACAAAGUAAGAUUAGCUAGUUAGCUAGCUACUUAUUCACUCACACAAUCACCAUUUUCUAUUCAUUCAUUCAUUCUAUGAUCAUCAUCCCAACUAGCUAAUUGAUUUCAGUUUACCUUUCAAACCCUAAAUAGUUAGAUAUCAGAUCCAAUGGAUUUCAACUCUUUCUCCACCACUUCUCUCUCUUCUUCUUCUUCUUCUUCUCCAUCAUCAUCAUCCACUACUAUUCUUCAGAAGGAGCACAUGUUCGACAAGGUAGUCACUCCUAGCGACGUCGGAAAGCUUAAUCGCCUUGUCAUCCCCAAGCAGCACGCUCAGAAAUACUUCCCACUCGAGAGGACUUUGACGAAGACCACAGAGACAUGGAACGUAGUCGUCGACAAUUCAACAACAACAACAACAACGGAGAAAGGCCUUCUACUCAACUUCGAGGAGGAUCGGACAGCUGGAAAGAUAUGGCGUUUUCGCUAUUCUUACUGGAGCAGCAGUCAGAGCUAUGUCAUAACUAAAGGAUGGAGUCGCUUCGUCAAGGACAAGAAACUCAACUCCGGUGAUGUUAUCUCCUUCCACCGUGCCAAGGACCGUCUCUUCAUCGACUGGCGCUAUCAGAUCCAUCAUCAACAUCAGCAUCAUCAUCUCUACUUCAAUCAACAACAACAACAACAACAACGCUAUUGGACUGCACCAGGGCCACUCUUUUCCCCAAAUCUCUACUACUUCAAUCAGCCUUUCAAUAUUACGUCUACGGACCACUACUCGAUGUCAGGUCGUCCACCUCUAAUUGUCGGUGGCUAUAGCGGAGGAGCUUAUGAUCAAGGGAUGGACAUGAGAUCUGCAGCGCAGCAGCAGCAACAUCCACAAAUGUUGAUGAGUACAACUAUAGAUAAUAAUGAUGUUGAUGAAGAAGCAGAUGAAGUAUCACCAUCAAUACAUGAGUUGUUCGACUCAUCACCAUCAUCAUCAACACCGGUCAAUAAAGCCGGAGAAAUGAAGCAGCUGAGGUUAUUUGGGGUUAACAUGAAAUGCCCACUACCUGAUGAUGAUGGAUGAACAAGAAGGAGCAAGAAAUUAAUGUGAAUGUCUCCAACUUUGUAAGAACAACUUUAAAUUUUGUCUGGUAAGUAGUACUGUACGUACGAUAGAUCCAUCGAUCGAGGGAUAUUGUAAUUAAUAAGGAGAUAUGCUAGCUAUAGCUAGCUAGCUGUUGAUCA
Messenger RNA from Impatiens glandulifera, 1268 nucleotides. Its product is annotated as B3 domain-containing transcription factor NGA2-like. The transcript has a single exon. Gene Ontology annotation, molecular function: DNA-binding transcription factor activity; DNA binding. Bases 208 to 1107 code for a protein of 299 amino acids. NCBI's taxonomy places the organism in Eukaryota, Viridiplantae, Streptophyta, Magnoliopsida, Ericales, Balsaminaceae. The record is from RefSeq and is a predicted model, not a curated record.